Ascochyta rabiei is the source of this 903-nucleotide messenger RNA. RefSeq lists its product as uncharacterized. The record is from RefSeq and is a predicted model, not a curated record. Bases 1 to 903 code for a protein of 300 amino acids. The transcript has a single exon. NCBI's taxonomy places the organism in Eukaryota, Fungi, Ascomycota, Dothideomycetes, Pleosporales, Didymellaceae.
AUGGUCUGCCGCAACGAACACCCCACAGAUACCAAUAGCGUAGGUCUGACCGCCAUGUUGUGUGAGCUGCGUUUGGAGCGCAUCGCGCAAACCUGGCGAGAUCGGUGCACCGUCAAACACAACAUUUGGGCAAAUGAGUACAACCGCCGUAUAGAAGAGAAGAAGGCACAAGAAGAAGAUGACAAGAUGUUCAUAGAGAAAUGCACUGUUUGGUGGAAAGAGUGUCGAGAGUUGGCGAACCAGCUGCGCGCCCUAUUCCAUAAAUUCAGGACCAACCACCCUGUUACGCCAGCUGACUGGGAAGCUCUAACGGCAGGAAAGGAGCGCAAAGUCUUUGCAGUUCUGUCGACUUGCUAUCCAAAAGAGACGUGGCCGCGAUCCGUGCCAUAUUUGAAUUUGAUUGCGCACGCGCUAUACGAAGAGGAAGAGGAUGACCGCCGACUAUGGUACAUGGAGCAAUAUCUGGUGGCCAUGGAAGAUAUCAGGCGACGAGGCGAAGAAGUACUUGGGACGAAGCGGAUUAUGGGUAACUCUUCUGCUAGAAUUAGCUUUCAGGCACCGUUGACUGAAGCACAAGUACUAGAAAAUCGAGAAACGCUGCGCGUCAAAAAGCAACAGCUUCAGGCUGAUAAAGCGCAAUUCUUUGCAGAACUAUACGACUUUAUCCUUGCCAGACUGCACGGCCAUGUGGUUUUGGACGGAGGCUGGGAUGUUGAUGUAUGGGCUGAAUCGGUACUCGAAGAGAUUGGUAUCAUCGCAACUGAUGAAGUGAAGGAGCACGUGGUCCAUUUCGUUCACCAAAUGUCGGAUGAGCCAAUCGACGAGUCUGAAGAUAUGGCCAAUGUAGCUUUUGAGCAGGACAUCAACUGCGAGGGAGAGUUCUUCUUGCCGUAUGAUGUCUAG